Molecule: messenger RNA, 1752 nt
Organism: Cornus florida
Lineage: Eukaryota; Viridiplantae; Streptophyta; Magnoliopsida; Cornales; Cornaceae
Product: transcription termination factor MTERF9, chloroplastic-like
Exons: 1
Coding region: 167-1330 (387 amino acids)
Biological process (GO): regulation of DNA-templated transcription; chloroplast organization
Cellular component (GO): chloroplast
Molecular function (GO): double-stranded DNA binding
Source: RefSeq, a predicted model, not a curated record
CGAAAACGACGUCGUGUAAGGCAGUAUAAAACCGCUUUCAGAAAUAGGGAGAGCAUUUUAGGGUUUAUCAGGAGGAGGAUUUUAGGGAAGUAGAUCCAAAUUUGCAACAAGAUUUCGUCAGAAGAACAAGAACAUAUAACAGGUGAGUCAUUUUCAGCACUCUCACAUGUUUAAUUUCAUAUUCAAAUCUUUGCCUUAUUUGAGAUGUGUUGCAUCAACUUCACCUACCCAGAAACUGCAUGUUCUUAAACACUACCCAUCAUCAUCAUCAUCAUCAUCAUCAUCAUCCAUAUCUACCACUUCAAAUCAACACACAUUCACUGUCGAUUACCUCGUUAAAUCAUGUGGGCUUCGUCCAAAAGAGGCUCUCUUGGCCUCCAAGUACAUCAACAUCAAAACCCCAGACAAACCAGACUCUGUUCUUGCAUUCUUCAGCCACCAUGGACUCACCGAAACCCAGAUCUCACUUCUCAUCAGAAGAGAACCUCGGUUACUCAAUUACGAUCCCGAGAAAACCUUUUUGCCCAAAAUCGAAUUUUUCCACUCUAAAGGUUUUCCAACCGAAUGCAUUACCAAAAUACUGUCUGCAACACCAGAUGUUUUGAGAAGAAGUUUGGAAAACAAAAUCAUCCCAUCCUACAAUUUCUUGAAGGAAUUUCUCAAGUCCCAAGAAAAAACGAAUGCCGUUAUUAAACGCCAGUCUAGGCUUUUGUUUUAUGAUCCUCGCAUUUGUGUAGCAUCCAAUAUUGAAUCUUUGAGAGAAAUAGGCGUUCCUGAAUCGAAUAUUGUGGCUCUCUUUACUAGUCAUCCUAGUGAUUUCAUGAGUAAUGCUGAUAGGUUUAAGGAGACUGUGGAGGAAGUAAAGAAAAUGGGUUUUAACCCUGCAAGAAUGAUGUUUUGUGUAGCAAUUACUGCAGUGAAGGCAAUGAGUAAAUCAAAUUGGGAAAAGAAGGUGGAGGUUUAUAAGAAGUGGGGUUUGUCUGCGGAUGAGGUUUUGGUGGCUUUUGGGAAGUAUCCAAGGUGUAUGAUGGCAUCAGAGGAAAAGAUUAUGCGGAUAAUGGAUUUUUUUGUCAAUAAAAUGGGUUUGGAGUCUUCGAUUGUUACGAGGACGCCAGUACUUGUUGGCCUGAGCUUGGAGGGGAGGAUCAUUCCAAGGUGUUUGGUUUAUCAACUUCUGUUGUCGAAAGGUUUGAUUAAGAAGGAUUUUGGCUUGAUUCAGAUGAUGGUGUCUCCUGAAAGUUACUUCCUAAAGAAGUUUGUGAAAAAGUACGAGGAAGAAGCUCCUGAGCUUUUGAAGUUAUAUCAGGACAAGUUGAAUCCAUCGAAGUAACAGGUGGAUAUGGAAAAAUGAGGAACAGUAAGGUCGUACAUCUCUGAUUCCAAUUUCCAACUAUACAUUGGUUUCUCCUUGUUUACUCUUGGGUAGUGAAUAUGAUGAUUUUGUAUGAAAUACAACAUGGCAGUCAAUUCACAUUCAUUAAUCUCUGUCCAAAAUUGAGUUCUCUGUUUUAGUUCCGGAAAUUGAAACUUGAAGCUGAGCAACAUGGUGAAUUGAAUUCCCCUGUAGUUUUGUAGUGGUUAAGGUUUGGUGUGAUAUACCAUUGUGGGAGAGCAGUCUAGGUGGUGUUGGUUUUGCUUGACAUACAAUUUUGGAACUAGUUCAAUCUGGUAAAUUAGUGGUUUUGAUUUUCAAUUGUAAUGAUGAUGCAAACACUCAGUGUCGUAUUAAAUAAAUGAUGACAUUGUUCUCUU